Paramisgurnus dabryanus is the source of this 4757-nucleotide messenger RNA. RefSeq names its product interferon induced with helicase C domain 1 (gene ifih1). The record is from RefSeq and is a predicted model, not a curated record. Gene Ontology annotation, cellular component: cytoplasm. Gene Ontology annotation, biological process: antiviral innate immune response; MDA-5 signaling pathway. Lineage: Eukaryota; Metazoa; Chordata; Actinopteri; Cypriniformes; Cobitidae. Gene Ontology annotation, molecular function: zinc ion binding; single-stranded RNA binding; double-stranded RNA binding.
CCGAAAGUAGCCCACAAUAUUAGCUGGCACGGAUUCGUUUCUCGUGCAUAGGACAGCCCUAGAAACGCUGACAGAUCACUUGAGCGACACAAUUCUUAGCGAUAACAACCCACUCUUAUCGAGUAAUUAAAAUAUUCUUAUCUUUAAAAAAUGAACUGCGAUCAGGACGUCGCGACAUGUCACGUUCUUGACUGUUUCAGAGACAGACUGAAGCGUCUGAUCAAAGUCGAGCCGCUUUUGGACCUUUUGAGUUUCCUUGAACCGGAUCAGAAGGAUCGGAUAAACGCCAAGAUAGUUAGAGAUGGUGACAUCAGCGCGGCAUCUCUUCUUAUUGACGAAAUUAUUAAAAAACGUGACGUCAAAGGCUGGUCGCGGGAACUGAUCACUGCACUUGAGACUGUCGGAUGUAAACAAGCAGCGAAUUAUGUUGAUAAUAAACCGCCCGAGCCGACAGAAGAGGAGCAAAACGACAGCUGUGUUCGGCUCUUCGAUCUGAUGCGACUGUCGCUGGUCAACAUGAAAACACGCGAUGUGUCCACGCACUGCGCCGAUAUGGGGCUGUUAACACAGGAGGACAUGGAAAAUAUUAUGACUGCCGUUGACCGUAAAGGCAAUACAUAUGGCGCUCGUUUGCUCCUCAAGCAGCUGGUCAAGAACGAAACUGGCUGGUUUUCCAAAUUCCUGCAGGCUCUGGAGGACACCGAGCAUUACGACCUAGCACGUGAACUGAGAGGAGAGCCGUGUAAUGAAGAUGAACCUAUGUCUGUUGACACGUUUGAGAUGAGAACAAUGGAAGAGAGUGAACAGCCGUGUGCAGACGCUCCAGAGGAGAUGGAAACAGACUCCAUCACCCCUCCGGCUCUCUCUGCCAAUAGCUCACUUCUGUCGGACGAUUUGGACAGCAGUAUGGACAACAGCAGUCUUGAGACAUCAGCUCUUUCCACCACUGUUACUGAAGAGGCUGAUAUGUACUUAGAUGGUCAACAGAAAGAGGAGGAAGAUCUUGCGGAGGACACCGAUCAAUCCGCGAGCAAUGGAAAUAUUGUGCUACGUGACUAUCAGAUGGAGGUGGCCAGACUAGCGCUGGAAGGCAAGAACAUCAUCGUCUGCCUCCCAACAGGAAGCGGUAAAACCAGAGUUGCUGUGUUCAUCACUAAGAAACAUUUGGAGAGUCGGAAGCGCAUGGGAGAGCCUGGGAAAGUUGUUGUUCUGGUUAACAAGGUGCCCCUGGUUGAGCAGCACUACAAGGCCGAGUUUGGGAAGUUUCUACAGCACAAGUACUCCGUGAAACCGGUCAGUGGUGCAUCACAGCUCAAAAUCUCCUUCCCACAAAUUGUGGAGCAAAAUGACAUCAUCAUCUGCACGGCACAGAUUCUGGAAAACUCCUUGGCCAAAGCCAAGAAUGGCGACGAGGAUGGAGUCAAAUUAUCGCAGUUUUCCCUGAUGGUCAUUGAUGAAUGUCACCACACGCAGAAGGGCGGUGUGUAUAAUCAUAUCAUGAUCCGCUACCUGAAACAAAAACAUCGAAACCAGAAACUGGUGAAGCAGCAAAAAGAGCCGGUUCCCAUUCCUCAGAUUCUGGGCCUGACCGCCUCACCUGGUGUGGGAGGAGCCAAGACCCAACAGAAAGCAGAGGAACACAUUUUACAGAUCUGCGGAAAUCUGGACGCCUUUACAAUUAAAACAAAAAAUUCUGAGGAGGAGCCAAAAAAGCCUUAUAAAAGGAUUGCGAUAGCAGAAGAGAGGAAGGAGGAUCCAUUUGGAGACGUGAUCAAAAAAAUUAUGGAUGAAAUCCACACACAUGCCGAGCUGAAGCCCUCCUGUGAACCUGGCACACAAAACUAUGAACAAUGGGUGGUACAGAAAGAGCAAAACGCUGCUAAAGAAGAGAAUCAGAAGGUUCGCGUGUGUGCAGAGCAUCUCCGUCAAUACAACGAGGCUCUUCAUCAGAGUAACACCCUACGCAUGUCAGACGCUUUCUGCUUUCUCGACAAAUAUCACACAGAAGAGCUCAAGACAAAAUCCACUCCUGAUAGUGAAGAUAAUAUUACGAUCACAGACACAGAGCGAUUCCUCUUCACUUUGUUUAAAGACAAAAAAGCAAAGCUGCAGGAGCUGAUGGGAAAGCCGCAAUAUGAAAAUAAUAAUCUAGCGCAGCUAAAAGCAAACAUUCUGAAGGAAUUCAGCAGCAGGGAGAAGGCGAGAGGCAUCAUGUUCACACAGACUCGUCUCAGCGCCAUCGCGCUCUGCCAAUGGAUUCAAGAAAACCCCAAGUUUGAUGAAAUUGGAGUCAGAGCCAAAUAUCUGAUUGGUGGAGGAGAUCAGAGCCUGGUGAAACCAAUGACCCCUGCGGAGCAGAAAGAUGUGUUAAACAAGUUUCACGAAGGCGAGAUUAACCUGCUGAUCGCCACCACUGUGGCAGAAGAGGGGCUGGACAUCGCAGACUGUAAUUUUGUCAUACGCUAUGGCCUCGUGACCAAUGAGAUCGCCAUGAUUCAGGCCAGAGGUCGAGGGCGAGCUGAGGACAGCAGUUACACGCUGGUGGCCGAGUCGGGAUCUGGUGUGGCAGAGAGAGAGAGCGUUAAUGAAUACAGGGAGAAAAUGAUGAGCAAAGCCAUCGCCAAAGUGUGCAAGAUGAAUCGAGCUGACUAUGAGAAGAAAAUCAAAGAGUUUCAAAUCCAGGCCAUAUUGGAGGAAAAGGUCAAAACGAAGAAGAAACAGCAGAAGGGAAUGAUAAAAGAGCCUCCAUCUCAAAUCAGUCUGAGCUGCAGACAGUGCGCUGUGUUUGUUUGCUCUGGAGAAGACAUUGAGAUCAUCGAAAACAUGCACCAUGUCAACGUCAGCGAGACAUUCAGUACGCUGUUUAUAAGACGAGAGAACGUCUCACUGCAGGAGAGACAGCUGGACUAUGAGACCAAUGGCGUCAUCGCAUGUAAAAACUGUGGAGAGCCAUGGGGUUCAAUGAUGCUGUAUAAAAGCAUGGAGUGUCCCUGUCUCCACAUCAAGAACUUUGUGGUCACAUACAAAUCUAAGAAGAAAACGUACAUCAAAUGGACCGAGCUGCCCAUACGCUUCUCUUCAUUUGAUUACACGCAACACGCAGAUCUCGGGGAUGAGGACAGUGACACUGAAUGAACCCAAACCUCAGAAGAACGACUAAAAUCAUCUCUAACACAAUGAAAUCAUCUGUGAGAUGCAGUAACUAUUAAGUCUGUUCUGUUGCAUGCACUGUGGCUUUCAUCAAACUGUUCAUUAUCCUCAUUUUUAUCAUCCAAACCUUUUGUUUUGAUUCCUAUAUUAACAUUUAGAUAACUUAUUUUUCUGAUGAUUUAUUAAAAAUACUUUGUGCAUCUGCUGAGCAAAACGUUUGUCUUCAGGUGUUGUUUACAUUGCACCCAAUUCUGAUAAUUGUGACCGUGUCUGUGAAAUCCAAGCUAAAAAGACUCAUAAUCCAUUAUUAGGAGCAUCAAAGUUUGAUUUCAAUAUUUGAUAUGAUAUGUUCUUUACAUUAUGUAGGAUGAUGAUUAUAGAAAACAUCACAAAACGUGCUUUAAGCGAUAAUCAAGGCAAAUAUCAUACAGUAAUUACCCCAUAAUUUUCCCACCCUCAAGCAAUCUGGGAAACAUGUGUCCAUCAUCUUUCAUACGAGCAUAUUUGGAAUUAUUUUAGUAAAUUUCCUUGCUCUUCCAAGCUUUAUAAAUGGUUGAAAAUAAGGAUCAGGGAACAACUUCUGACUUUAAACCCCAAAAAAGGACAUUCAUCCUUUACAGAGGUAAUCCACACGGCUAAAAUUAGUUAAUAAAAGUAUUUUGCGGGAAAUCGAUGCAUGCAAUAUAUUAAGAAAAAUAAAUAUUUUAAACUUUAAUAAACUAUAAUAACUAGCUUCCGGUAAUGACACCAUUUUGGACUCAUGCCAUUCACGAGAAUCACUGUGCAACAUACCAAUAGCAACCAACGCUCACUUCACUAAAACUCUUUCGUGAAUUCCGUGAGUCAAAGAUGGCCCCAUUGCCAGAAUCUGGAUAUUACAGUUUAUAAAGUUUGAAAUAUGGAAAUUUUUUACAAAAUUGCAUUGAUUACCCGCAGAAGACCUUUAUUAAACCAUUUAAGCGUGUGAAUUACCUCUGUAAAGGAUGAAUGCACUUUCUAUGGGGGUUAAAAUCAGAUUGUGUCCCUGAUCCCUGUUUUCUACCAUUAUAAAGCUUGGAAGAGCAAGGAUACUUACUAAAAUAGCUCUAAAUCUGCUUGUCUGAAAGAUGAUGGACAUAUGUAUCUCAGAUUCCCUGAGGGCGAGUACAUCAUAGAGUAACUUUGAUAUUUGGCUGGAGUAUCCCUUUAAGUGGGUUAAAAACUGUGGAUAUAUGACCUGUUUAUUAGACUGUUUAGUCAGCUUCCUAUAUCAGUGCUAUUGUAAUGACUGUAACAUCAACAUGAUAUUUUCCAUAAUUCCCACAAGUUUUGCACUGAGCCCUGUGAUGGACUGCCAAGCAGACGGGGUGUUUCUCUGCCUUUCCCUAAGAUAGGGUUACAAGCGGUGGUGGAAGAUCUCUCAUAAUAUAUAUGUUAGAGAUAAACAGUUUAGAUGAUGAACGUAUGAAUUUUGCUGUAAAUACAGCAUACAGAUUAAACCACUGUGAUGCUAUGCAAUCAUCAAGAGCAGUGAUUUAUGGCAAGUGUUCCGUAUGUGCCUGUAUAUGUAUUCACCCCUGUGGGUCUCGUUCUGCUUUUUAAACUAAAUAAAUAAAAAUGCAAAUUGA